Molecule: messenger RNA, 2252 nt
Organism: Salvelinus namaycush (lake trout)
Lineage: Eukaryota; Metazoa; Chordata; Actinopteri; Salmoniformes; Salmonidae
Product: cysteine protease ATG4B-like
Exons: 14
Coding region: 56-1351 (431 amino acids)
Molecular function (GO): protein-phosphatidylethanolamide deconjugating activity
Source: RefSeq, a predicted model, not a curated record
UAUUUCUGACUUUUGGACAGAUCAACAACACAUAGGGUUAUUAUGGACUGUCGGGAUGGAUGCAGCUACUCUCACGUACGACACACUUGGCUUUGGAGAGUUUGAAGAUUUUCCAGAGACCUCAGAGCCUGUGUGGAUCUUGGGGAAAGAAUUCAAUGCACUCACAGAAAAGGAUGACAUUCUUUCAGAUGUCACGUCACGAUUAUGGUUCACCUACAGAAAAAACUUCCCACCCAUUGGAGGGACAGGGCCUACGUCCGACACAGGCUGGGGCUGCAUGCUGCGAUGUGGACAGAUGAUCCUAGGCGAGGCCCUGGUCUGCAGGCAUUUAGGCCGAGACUGGAGAUGGGUGAGAGGCCAGCCUCAGAGAGGAGAGUACAUCAGUAUCCUCAACGCCUUCCUUGACAAGAAAGACAGCUACUAUUCUUUACAUCAAAUUGCCCAGAUGGGAGUCGGGGAGGGGAAGUCAAUAGGCCAGUGGUACGGACCGAACACAGUGGCACAGGUACUGAAGAAACUAACUGUGUUUGACUCGUGGAGUCGUCUGGCGGUACAUGUUGCUAUGGACAACACCGUGGUGAUGGAGGAGAUCAAGCGGUUGUGUAUGCCCUGGCUGGACUAUGGUGGAGCAGCGUGUGCAGAGCCCGCGGGGUGGAUGCCGAAGCAUAACGGCUGCCUGGAAGGGGCCUGCGCCCUGGCUGAGGAGGAGACGGCUCUCUGGAAGCCCCUGCUCCUCCUCAUUCCUCUCAGGCUGGGCCUGAGCGACAUCAACAAGGCCUACAUCGAGACCCUGAAGCAAUGCUUCCAGCUUCCCCAGUCCCUGGGUGUCAUCGGAGGGAAACCCAACAGUGCCCAUUACUUCAUAGGCUAUGUUGGAGAGGAGUUGAUCUACCUGGACCCCCACACCACCCAGUCUGCAGUAGAGCCCUGUGAGGACGGUCAGGUCCCUGACGACACUUACCACUGUCAGCACCCGCCGUGCCGCAUGCACAUCUGUGAAAUAGACCCCUCCGUCGCAGCGGGUUUCUUCUGCAGAACGGAGGACGACUUCGAUGACUGGUGUAUGCGUAUCCGAAAGUUGUCCCACACUAGAGGAAGCCUGCCCAUGUUUGAGCUGGUAGACUGUCAACCAUCUCACUUCGCCUGCUCUGUAGACGUGCUCAACCUCACUCCGGAUGAGGCUGGGAUUCAGUCAGAGGUGCGUUGUGGACGAGCGCAUUGCACUACCAACAAAGCGCCUUUUAAAGGCAAUUUCCCUGACGUUCGCGGAGAUCGCGUUCACGAUUUCUCAGACCGGUUGGAGCGAUUCUUUGAUUCUGAGGAUGAAGAGUUUGAGAUCUUGUCCCUGUGAUGAACAGGAGGAAUACAGUUACUAUCUGUCCUGGCAGAAACCCCCGACGAUUCUUCUCUGUAUCAGAAGGGAAGCCAUAGGGGACAGGAGAUGACUGGUGACAUCACUAGCCAGUCUGGCACCGAUGGUGUAGUGAUGUGUCAAACAGUUGUCUUCUGGUCAGGUGCUCUCCGUGUCCAAUGAGGAGACUCCUUGCUGCGAGGUGGUACCAGGUAGUGCUCUCCGUGUCCAAUGAGGAGACUCCUUGCUGCGAGGUGUUACCAGGUAGCAGGAGCUCUCAGGAAACAUUCAGUGCUACGUGCAUCUUCAUAUUGUUUUCUCCAUUUUUAAGUCUUAACACGUUAAAUAUUUCCUUUAAGUCAGGGGUGUCAAACUCAUUCCACGGAGGGCUGAGUGUCUGCAGGUUUUUUGUUUUUUUCCCCCCGCAUUAAAUUAAGACCUAGACAAGUAGAUGAAUGAAGUUCCCUACUAAUUAGUGACCUUAAUUCAUCAAUCAAUUACAAGGGUGAAGCAACAAAAAAAACAGACACUCGGGCGUCUGUGGAAUGAGUUUGACACGUGUGCUUUAAGUGAUAUGGUGCCUUUCUCCCCGCCCCCCCACCCCUAAACUGAAUUACCAUAAUACACAACGGUGUCUUUAGGAACUUGGUUUACUCUGUACACUUGGCUUAUGUCACUACCUGUAUUGACUGAUGUCAAUUGUAAACCAAAAUGUGGUUGAGUGAAAUUUGCAGACAAAGUUAGAUUUGCUUGUAUUAUAAUUUGUUUAUUGAGAGUACCAUUAUGUCUAAAAUCUCUGUACUGAACACUGGCUCAUUUUAAAGAUGAUUUAUUUUCUUCUAACGACACAUAAAGAAAGAUGAAUGGACAUGUCAAUGAAAAUACAAUUUAAAAAGUUAAA